UUUAUUGACUUGACUUUCCAUUUUUACGUUGAAAACACAUCAAAGAUGACCACAACAAUUCCUGGUUCGUUGGUUAAUAAGACCAAAAAGCACUUUAUGGGAAUGUCCGCCCCAGCUGGCUAUGUUGCUGGUGUUGGAAGAGGCGCUACUGGAUUUACUACAAGAUCUGAUAUUGGACCUGGCGUUGAUUUGCCCGCUGAUCCUGGGAUGGCUGGGGCAGCUGCAGGGGCAACUCCAGCUAAAAAGCCUAAAGAUGACGAUAAUGAUGAGCCUGAAGAUUUAAAUGACGCUAACUACGAUGAGUUCGAAGGUUAUGGAGGAAGUUUAUUCGCAAAAGACCCUUAUGAUAAAGAUGACCAAGAAGCUGACGAAAUUUAUCACGCUGUUGAUAUGAGGCAAGAUGAACGUCGAAGGGAUUAUCGAGAAAGAAAGUAUAAAGAAGCAGUCGAAAACUACAGAAAAGAAAGGCCCAAAAUUCAACAACAAUUUAGCGAUUUGAGAAGACAAUUGGCAACAGUCAAGGAGGAGGAAUGGGCAUCAAUUCCUGAAGUUGGUGAUAGCAGAAAUAGAGCAAAGAGGAAUCCAAGAAUGGAAACUUUCACGCCUGUACCUGACUCUGUUAUAGCUUCAGCAAUGGGCUAUGGACAAAUGAACACAGUAAUGGAUUCAAGUAUCCAAAAUGGAAUUUCUACUCCUUAUUCUGGUUUUCAAUCUUCUUUGGGUGGCGGCUUUCAAUCAACCUUUGGCGGAUUCCAAUCAAUUUUAAAUCCUGGAUUGGUCACUCCAGGUUGGAAGACUGGGUCAGGAACGUCUUCGGACUUGGAUUUGCGCAAAAUUGGACAAGCAAAAAAUCGGAUUAUGGAUAUUAGACUUAACCAGGUUAGUAAAGCUUUUUUAAUUUAUGAGGGAAUUAGCUAG
This is a messenger RNA of Meloidogyne enterolobii, 918 nucleotides long. Lineage: Eukaryota; Metazoa; Nematoda; Chromadorea; Rhabditida; Meloidogynidae. The record is from the annotation of a GenBank genome assembly.